Octodon degus (degu) is the source of this 5797-nucleotide messenger RNA. RefSeq names its product ADAM metallopeptidase domain 22 (gene Adam22). Gene Ontology annotation, cellular component: postsynaptic density membrane. Gene Ontology annotation, biological process: proteolysis. Lineage: Eukaryota; Metazoa; Chordata; Mammalia; Rodentia; Octodontidae. The record is from RefSeq and is a predicted model, not a curated record. The transcript has 27 exons. Gene Ontology annotation, molecular function: metalloendopeptidase activity. The coding region runs from base 82 to 2412 and encodes 776 amino acids.
GAACACUGUUACUACCAGGGCCAGAUCCGAGGAAACCCGGCCUCAUUUGUUGCAUUGUCAACGUGCCAUGGGCUUCAUGGGAUGUUCUACGAUGGGAACCAUACGUAUCUCAUCGAGCCUGAAGAAAAUGAGACCUCCCCAGAGGAUUUCCAUUUCCAUUUAGUUUACAAAUCCAGAGUGUUUGAAUUUCCCUUGGAUGAUCUUCCAUCUGAAUUCCAACAAGUAAACAUUACUGUACCAAAAUUUAUUUCAAAGCCAAGACUAAAAAGGAACAAACGGCAGCUUCUUCGAUACCCUCGUAAUGUGGAAGAGGAAACCAAAUAUAUUGAGCUGAUGAUUGUGAAUGACCAUCUUAUGUUCAAAAAGCAUCGACUUUCUGUUGUCCAUACCAAUACCUAUGCAAAAUCUGUGGUGAACAUGGCAGAUUUAAUAUAUAAAGACCAACUUAAGACAAGAAUAGUAUUGGUUGCCAUGGAAACCUGGGCAGCUGACAACAAGUUUGCCAUAUCUGAAAAUCCAUUGAUUACCCUACGUGAGUUUAUGAAAUACAGGAGGGAUUUUAUCAAAGAGAAAAGUGAUGCAGUUCACCUUUUUUCGGGGAGCCAAUUUGAGAGUAGCCGGAGCGGGGCAGCUUAUAUUGGUGGGAUUUGCUCAUUGCUGAAAGGAGGAGGCGUGAAUGAAUUUGGAAAAACUGAUUUAAUGGCUGUUACACUUGCUCAGUCAUUAGCCCAUAAUAUUGGCAUUAUCUCAGACAAAAGAAAGUUAGCCAGUGGUGAGUGUAAAUGUGAGGACACGUGGUCCGGAUGCAUAAUGGGAGACACUGGCUAUUAUCUACCCAAAAAGUUCACCCAGUGUAAUAUUGAAGAGUAUCAUGACUUCCUAAAUAGUGGAGGUGGGGCCUGCCUGUUCAAUAAACCUUCUAAGCUUCUUGACCCUCCCGAGUGUGGCAAUGGCUUCAUUGAAACUGGAGAGGAGUGUGAUUGUGGGACCUCUGCAGAAUGUGUCCUUGAAGGGGCAGAGUGUUGUAAGAAAUGCACGUUGACUCAGGACUCGCAGUGCAGUGAUGGGCUCUGCUGUCAAAAGUGCAAGUUUCAGCCUAUGGGGACCGUGUGCCGAGAAGCAGUGAACGAUUGUGAUAUUCGUGAAACAUGCUCAGGAAAUUCAAGCCAGUGUGCCCCUAAUGUUCAUAAGAUGGAUGGGUACCAGUGUGAUGGUGUUCAGGGAAUCUGCUUUGGAGGAAGAUGUAAAACCAGGGACAGGCAAUGCAAAUAUAUCUGGGGACAAAAGGUGACGGCGUCCGACAAGUACUGCUACGAGAAACUGAAUAUCGAGGGGACCGAGAAGGGUAACUGUGGGAAAGACAAAGACACUUGGAUACAGUGCAACAAACGGGAUGUGCUUUGUGGUUACCUUCUGUGCACCAAUGUUGGCAGUAUCCCAAGACUCGGAGAGCUCGAUGGGGAAAUCACAUCUACUUUAGUUGUGCAGCAGGGAAGAACAUUAAAUUGCAGUGGUGGGCAUGUUAAGCUUGAAGAAGAUGUCGAUCUUGGCUAUGUAGAAGAUGGGACACCCUGUGGUCCCAAAAUGAUGUGCUUAGAACACAGGUGUCUUCCCAUGGCUUCCUUCAACUUUAGCACUUGCCUAAGCAAUAAAGAAGGCCUUGUUUGUUCAGGAAACGGAUUUUGCAGUAAUGAACUGACGUGUGUGUGUAACAGGCACUGGACAGGUGCGGACUGCAGCAUCUACUUCCCUUAUAACGAGGAUGCAAAGACAGGCAUCACUUUGGCUGGCAAUGGUGUUGCUGGGACCAAUAUCAUCAUAGGCAUAAUUGCUGGCACCAUUUUGGUGCUGGCCCUCAUACUAGGAAUAACAGCCUGGGGUUAUAAAAACUAUCGAGAACAGAGACAGUUACCCCAGGGAGAUUAUGUAAAAAAGCCUGGAGAUGGCGACUCUUUUUAUAGCGACAUUCCUCCUGGAGUCAGCACAAACUCCGCAUCUAGUUCUAAGAAGAGGUCUGCCUUUCUGUCGCAUUUUCAGAUUUCUACCUGUUCCAUCCCACAUUAUUCCAUUAGUCAGAACAUUUCAUUAUUUUGCAGCAGGUCAAAUGGCCUCUCUCAUUCUUGGAGUGAAAGGAUUCCAGACACAAAACAUAUUUCGGACAUCUGUGAAAACGGACGGCCUCGAAGCAACUCUUGGCAAGGUAACCUGGGAGGCAACAGAAAGAAAAUCAGAGGCAAAAGAUUUAGACCUCGAUCUAAUUCAACUGAGACUCUGUCUCCUGCCAAGUCUCCUUCUUCGUCAACUGGGUCUAUUGCCUCCAGCAGAAAAUACCCUUACCCGAUGCCCCCACUUCCUGAUGAAGAGAAGAAAGUGAACCGACAAAGUGCCAGGCUAUGGGAGACAUCCAUUUAAGAUCCACUGUUUACAUGUGACACAUCGAAACUGUUUACUUCAACUUUUAUAGAAACCCAGCCUCAUGGAAUCACCAUGAAUCUUUCCACUCUUCAGACAGUGCGAAGACCCUGGGAGAUGCCACAGAGAGGAAGAAGCCAGUUUUCACAUCUGGAUAUCAUUUUCUUUUUGUCAUUGGCUUAGGAUUUAAUUGAACCAUGAAACAAACUACUGCAAUGUUAUGCUGUAACACGGAACUGGUACUGGUAGGUUAAUGGAUAAUUCACCUGACAGAUAGAUAUAUAUAUAAAUAGAAAUAUCAAUAAAUUAACUCACCUGACCCAAAUGUAGCAAGUUUCCUAAGGGACAGUAGUGAACUCAGAACCUGGCCUUCUGAAGCACAUCCUCAUUGCAAACAGUAAUGCUAUAUGCAUGAAGCUUCUAUUCAUUGUUUUUCAUAAUUAAGGAAACAACAUCCCAUACUAAAAACUAGCAUGCAGGGCUAAAGCAUAUAGGAUUUUUCUGCAGAACCUUAAAGCCUCAAGAGGCCAAUAUCCCACAUGCUAACUUUAAACAUGUAUUUUUGUUUUGUUUUUACUUUUCAUAUUUAUAUCAGCAUACAAGGACAAUUGUACAUAUGUAAACAUUUUUAAAAUUCAAAAAAGCAGCUGUUACACACAAGUGUAUUUUGCCAAAUGCCUAAAAACAGUCAUGGUCAUGUCUUUGUCUUCUGUCCUGUGGUCUUCAGCGUGUACAAGCAGAUGCUGUAAAUAGUGGUCAGUGCUGUAGUGUGUCUCGCCUAGCUGGUAUCUGUCUAAAGGUGGUGUCCCCUAAACUGUAUGUAGCAGGAGGCAGUUUUGAGGAGGGACUAAGUGAGAGAACAAAAUGCCUGGUAAGACUCCAGCCACUGUAGCUUGCCGAAGCGGAAGGCCAGGAGCGCAGCUGCCUUGGGACACUGUGACCACCUGGCUGCUCCCUAGGGAUUAGCUAGCUUGCUCAUUCUCUUGGGGGCACGUAGUGUCUGCCUCAGUGCUAUCUCGUUCGGUACCAGAGCACAUUUGCUAGUCUCACCCGGAGGCUGAUGAGCCCAGUGCAGCAUGCGUAGAUCAGGCAGAUACACCAAACACACGUGUGACCCAGGAGCUCCCAUCUUGCCGGUACUCUAGUUCUUUCUAGCCUGAAGUACUGGGUCCUUAACAAAGCAUUACAACCAGUCUUAUCUAAGAAAGGAAUGACAUUGCAACAGAAACAACUUUAUGCUGUUUCUUAAGGCUAUUUAUCCCCACUGGGACUGAGGUCCAGCAAGUCAUUCUGUACUGACUUUAAGCAAGGUGAUGGACAGUGAAAUUGUUGGAGCUUAGAAACCUCAGCAGGGCAUAAAGGUGAAAUAAAAUUUAAGCCAUUACAGUGCAGCAGUGGUGAAGUCACACAAAGAGCUGGCAGGGGCAAGAAUAUGAUGUUUUGAGCCCUAUAAUUUGUAAUCCUUAGAAAAAUGAGAAUUUAGGUUUAAAGCCCCUUCUUUAAAAACCAAAGUUUGAUACCAUCAUAUGCAGCUCUGUUAUUUCAAAAGAAAGGAACUCUGUCUAACGAAUCAGAGAUUGCUGGUGCUGGUCACUGGUCUGCCCUGAGGUUGUCUUCCGAUUGCUUCUCUUUUGUGAGAGGAGUAGAAUCAAUAAUGAGAGUUCAGAAACAGCCUCUAGAUUUUACUUCUUCCAGUCAUUUCCAUGGACAAAAACCAUCUCAUCUCUAUGCAUCGCCAUUGUGGAUGCCCAAACUGAAGGGCCAAGUCAGAUGCUCUUUGUUGAUGUUUUCUAUCACAGCCUCUCUUGUAAAAGUCUUUGGAAACGUUUGAAAAUCAGUUUAACCAUCCAGAAUUAUACAGUGGAAAAAACACAGCAGUUUUCGUGCUGGGAAAGGAUGUGACUGUGGAAGCCUCAGUAAAGCCAUGUUUCAGCCCGAGGCUGGGUUGAGUGUGGGGCAGUGCUGUGGCGCAGCUCCAGCCAGGGACACAAGGGCAUCCAGGUGGAUAUAGCAAAUAAAGUGACGCUUGACCAAGAUCACUUGAAAUGUGCACUGAAUGUUUUCUGGUAUUGAGUGUGUAAAAGGCUAAUAUUAUAAGAUUUAUUUUGAUUAUAAGAGAGAUUAUAGAUUUGAAUGUAUAACGUGCCUCAUGUAAAUAUGCUUCAUAGUUAUAGUUACACAAGCCUAGUUUGAAGGACUCCACAAAUGGCUAGCUGGUCAGCUGCUUAUCUGUCUAUCUACCUACCCAACCUAUUUAUUUUUUCUUAUCCUCUCAAUUAUUUUUUACCUGAAACUAACAUUUCAAAUGAAAAUCAAUAUAAUGUGCCUUUGGGGAGAUGCAGUUGUUCAAGAAGUAUAUUGUUUGUAAUUAUACUCGUUGGUUCACAUAGAACUGAAAAGUAUUUUUGUUUUAUUUGCAGAGAAUAUGAUUUUUUAAAAUAGAGUAGUUUUAAUGUGCUAUUCUGAGCAUCUACUCUAUCUCCCAUGUUUAAAUGCUCUUAGAAGCAUUUGUGGAAUUCUUUGACAAAUUUUAGUUUUGAUGGGUAGUUCCGUGAAGUAUCUAUGUGUACACCCAUGAUUGGUGAUCUAAAGCUUUACGUUGAAACAUUUUGACUUUUCAUUCACUGAGGUAGAUAGAAUGGAUCCAUAGCAUGAACUAUAAGCACAGCAAUUAUCGAUUUUUGGAGGGAAACUUUGAGGCUACGUGGCAGUUUGUACCAUGAUGCUGAUAUCAAUAUUCCCAUCUACUCUGUAUCUGUCCCUGCUCUCAGAGAGGAGCAGUUUGCUGAUUGGCUUUAUGGUUUGGUGAAUGCCUUUUCCCCUCAGAAGUUCUGGUCACAGAUGAGACUGCAGGUCACAGCUCUGCUGCCCAAGAUAUUUUGUUUAUGCCAUUAUUAUCGUUUCUCACAUAAAGGAAUAUGUGAAACUUUUCAGGAGUGUCAACAGGAAGGUGUGAGGUGACAGGGAGUCUGCAAGGAAUGGAUUGGCCAGGCUGACUGUUCUCUGUGUCUAGCACUUACUUUGGCAGGAAUGAGAAAUCUUCCUCUGGAUUCAGCAAGCUAAAAGAUAACCUCAGUCCCUGCAGCCCCUGCAGUGCGAGGAAAGGUCAGCUCAGGACCUCUCCAGCAGCUGCCGCACAGCGAAAGCUGAACAGCUGACAUGGCUGGGUUUUUAAAGAAGCUCAAUGCCUCAGUUAGGAAGCACCUAUCCUUGCAGUUGUCCCGUGGGAACAGAAGUGACAAAUACAACAAACUUGGGGUUCAAAUGACAGACUUCUUUCUCAGUUUGAUGUUGGUGCUUAGGUGACAGUACAGUUUCUCUUCUUCCUUAUUUUAAAAGGAUUUUAAAACUUUGUAAGGUGAGUUCUGCAUAGAAAUUCAUUUCU